CAAUAAUAAUUAAAUCCGAAUUCAGCGACUCCUUCUUCGUUUCCAUGUUCUUCCCACUCCCCGAUUGAUUCACGCACCUCUUCCAUUUCCUCUCUCUCUCCUCCAUCGAACCUUCCUCUCGCCCUCAUUCGUGAUCCGACGAUCUCCUGUGUGUAAAUCGCAGGCCGGGGAGGUCUGAUUCCUGCUUAAAUUAUUAUCCGGGAGCUCGUCGAUUUCCGGAAUCGGAUUAGGGUUUUCUUUUUUUUUCCUUCGGUCUUUGAUUUGGAGGGACGACGUUCGGGGGGUUGUUGGGUUGAUUUGCUUUUUUCCCAUCGAGGUAUGGGGUUGAAGGGCGACGACGACGUGGCGGUCGACGAUGGCGAUGGCGGAGGCAGGUCCGUGUCUUGCUCCAUUUGCCUCGAGGUCGUCACCGACAAUGGGGAUCGGUCGUGGGCCAAGCUUCAAUGCGGUCAUCAGUUCCAUUUAGAUUGCAUUGGUUCUGCAUUCAAUUGCAAGGGCGCAAUGCAGUGCCCAAACUGCCGGAAGACUGAGAAGGGACAAUGGCUCUAUGCUAGUGGUUGUCGUUCACUUCCCGAGUUUAGCUUGGAUGACUGGGCCCAUGAGGAGGAUCUCUAUGACUUAAGUUAUUCUGAGAUGACCUUUGGGGUUCACUGGUGUCCAUAUGGGCAAUUAGCAAGGCUGCCUUCUUUUGAUGAAGGGGAAAUUUCAGCACCUGCAUAUAAUGAUCUCCGGGUGCAUCAUGCUAUGUUUUCUGAGCAAUCUUCUGUAUCAUCUGCUGCUCAUCCCUGCCCGUACAUCGCUUAUUUUGGACCAAUACACCCCUCCACAUCUAGUUCGAAUGGGAGCAUCCCAGAUGGUACAAACUUUAGUAAUCCUUGGAAUGGCCCAUCAUUACCUAGUGAAGUACCGAAUUCUUAUGCCUUUCCCACCAUGGAUGUUCAAUUUCAUAGCUGGGACCAAUCUCCUUUCUCUACCAGCAGCAGGCGUAUUGGUAAUGCUGAUCAACCUUCAAUUCCGCCUACUACUGUUCAGCGGUCCUCUAGGACAAGCUCUGACAUAACAAGACCAGCUUCGUUUAUGCAUCCAUUCCUUGUUGGCCCCAGUUCUGGGGCUAGAUCUGGGGGCUCUGUACCAUCAUCGCUGAUUCCUUCCUAUCCGGGCAGUAAUCCUCGAGGUAGAAAUAGAGGCCAAGCUCCGCAGGCAUUCUACCAGCAACAACCUAGUCAUUCUCGUACGCCAAUUGCUCCUGGGACUCGGCGAUCUACAACUCAUAGAGGAAUGAGUCACAUGGGUUCAGUGGCCUCAUCGUCAUCAGAACAGAGCAACGGCUUCUAUUUCAUUCCAGCAAGUUCCUCAGGCCCAAACUUCCAGGAACCUGAAAACCCUGUGUCAGCUCGGUUUCAUGCAUGGGAGAGGGAUCAUUUGCAGUCAUUCCAACCGAGCCAGGUUGAUAGAGAGUCCAUCUGGCAUUUCCACCAGCCAGCAGGUGGAUCAGAAUCAGGCAUCAGGUCCAACAGCUUCCGCCUAAGGCAUGGGUCUGAGAGGACUCCUCACUCAUAAACGCUGUCCCUUUUCCCCGGUGAAGCUAAAACUGCAAGUACUAUGACUCAGAACUGAUAUGUAUGCUUAACAAUACUUCAUGCUUGCUGUCUGUGAGUCCUGUUCCGAUCAGACUCAAUCUGUGGAGUGGCCGAGAAAAAAACAAUCUUUUGGUAGCCACAUCCACGAGGUGCCGUGGUGGACUGUUUAAGUUUCUUUAAAUACUCUUAUUAUUCAAGAUCUGCCAAAAGGAAAAUGAGAUAAAGCUCUGUGAAUGCCCGGACCUAAUCCCCAGAAAUUUCCAGCCCAAUCACGGAGUCCAGGAAGCAUUUUUUUGGUAUGAAGUGGUAACUGUCAUACUAGUCAAACUUAUGUCAAUUUGGGUGGGCAUCGAUGCUAGAUCCAUCCCA
Rhodamnia argentea is the source of this 1949-nucleotide messenger RNA. RefSeq names its product E3 ubiquitin-protein ligase RFI2. Lineage: Eukaryota; Viridiplantae; Streptophyta; Magnoliopsida; Myrtales; Myrtaceae. The transcript has 6 exons. The record is from RefSeq and is a predicted model, not a curated record. Bases 319 to 1560 code for a protein of 413 amino acids. Gene Ontology annotation, molecular function: ubiquitin-protein transferase activity.